This is a messenger RNA of Aphidius gifuensis, 629 nucleotides long. RefSeq lists its product as uncharacterized. The transcript is spliced from 2 exons. NCBI's taxonomy places the organism in Eukaryota, Metazoa, Arthropoda, Insecta, Hymenoptera, Braconidae. The coding region runs from base 279 to 629 and encodes 116 amino acids. The record is from RefSeq and is a predicted model, not a curated record.
UUAAUCCAAGUAAUUUUUCAUCAGUAUCAAAUAAUCAAUACAGUGUAGAUAAAAAUAUUAAUUUGGAGGAAAAUGGAACAUCGUUUUAUAACUUGGUGAGUGAAAAUUAUGAACAGCAACAAGUAGUACAACAUCAAUAUGAUCAAUUUAAUUUUUCAUCUCAACAAUUGGGACAACAUCAAUAUGAUCAAUUUAAUUGUUCAUCUCAACAACAAUUAGAGCAAAAUCAAUAUGACGAAUUUAGUUUUUCAUCUCAUCAAGAGUAUUACAAUUCCCAUAUGAUAAUGAACCACCAAAAUGAAAAUUAUCCAUUCAAUAAUCAUGGUGGAUAUGAUGAACAAGACUUUAAUCAAAUAUAUCCAGAUGAUCACAAUCAAUUUGAUACGUUAAAUCAGAAUGAUAAAAAUUUAGCAGAUCAUAUUCUUAAUAUCAUUAAUGAAAUGUUACCUCAAAUGAGUCAUCAAGAAUUGAAUGGAGCAACAAGUGAUGAAACAACAACACCACAAUCAGUCUUAUCAUCACCAUCACCAUCACCAUCAUCAUCAUGUGACUAUUCCAUCAAUGAUAAUUCAAGUGAUUUAUCAAGUGUAAUUGGAAAUUUAUUAAGUAAAAGUCUUGGAGAUGUUUAA